GAGACGUUAAAAUAAUAACAAAUCAUCAAUCAUGUGUUGAUGAAAUCAUGCAAAAUUAAAUAAAAUUUUGUUGUGAAAUAUUGUAUUAGUCAUCCAAGUUGUGACAAUAUUUUUGUUUAAACAUAAAUCCUCUUAUAACAAACUUAAUAAAUCUACAUAGAAAUGAAUUUUUUUAGAAAGGAACCCACAGUAAAAGAACAGCAAAGACAAAAUGAGAGAGAACUUAGAAAGGCCACUAGGGAUUUGGAACGGGAUAAAGCAAAGCUAGAGAGAGAAGAAAAGAAAUUGGAAAUGGAUAUUAAGAAAAUGGCUAAUGAAGGCAAUAAUGAUGGAUGUAAAAUAUUGGCUAAGCAAUUGGUGCAAUUAAGAAAGCAGAAAAAUAGAAUAUACUCCGCUAACAGUAAGAUAUCAAAUGUUCAACUCCACAACAAGACGAUGGGAGCGAACAUAGCCAUAGCGGGUGCGAUGGGCACCACGGCCAAGACAAUGGGCAACAUGAACAAGGUCAUGAACCCGCAUCAAAUCGCCAAGGACAUGGAGGCGUUCAGACAGGCCAAUGCCAAGAUGGACAUGACCGAUGACAUGAUUUCAGACACUCUUGAUGACAUCAUGAACGAAUCUGGCGACGAAGAAGAAUCUGAGGGAAUUGUGAACCAAGUGCUUGAUGAAAUUGGCAUUGAAAUUAGUGGCAAGAUGGCCGACGCGCCGUCUGUGGCUCGGAACAAAAUUGGCGCUUCGACUACUGAUGACGACAAGGAAAUCAUGGCUCAGCUCGCGAGACUUAAAUCCACAUAAUUAUGGAUUUAUCUGAUGAUUACGUUCACAUAUUUAUUAGGAAAUUAUUAUCUUUUGAAAAGUACUAUUUGCGAUCUUUUGUAAAGGUUCCGAUUCCAAAGUUAUUAGUUCGUUAAACAACUGAUAUUUAAAUCGUGGUAUGUAAUGUAUAAUUGUUUUGAUAAGGGCUGAUUUUUCAAUAGUCGGAUAACUUUAUACUUGAGAAUAAGUUUGGCACAUUGACAGUUUCAGUAUGGAAAAUAUGUCAAAAUGACAAGUUUAUUCUUCAGAUAAAAGAUAUCUGACGAUUGAAAAAUCGGCUCUAAAUCAUGUCAAUAUCCAAACAAAAAAGUGCUUAUUGUUUUUGUUUUUUGGUUGGUACUUGUUAAUAAAUAAGAAAACUAUUUUCUUACUAGCUAUUAUUUUAAUUAAAUUAGUAUUAUUUUUAUAUUUUUUCACUAACUUUAUAUUUAUGUAAUUUAUGUAUGUUUUGAGCAGUAGGUACUCUUGUUGAACUAAUUUAUACAUCAAUAUUAAUGUUAGACCAAACUAUUCAACAUUUUUAAAUCAGUACUUAUAUUACUAAUUACUAUAUUAUAAUUUAAAUUUAAAUACCACUGAGUACUAAGGGAGCAUUCAAGUAUUACGUAACGCAAUUUUUGAAGAUUUUAGACUCCCCCUCCCCCCUUGUAACGCACCGUAACGUUUUUCUGUACCCCCCCUCCCCCUCUCUAAACGUUACGUAACACUCAAGUGACCAUUUUUACAGUUAACUAUGUUAUAGUUUUUGUCCUUGGUAUAGUUUUAAUUGCUUUUGCGGUAAUCAUACUAAAUAAAACAAGAGAUUUUCAAUCCGCAACACCUGCGUAUUUCGUUUAUUUUUCUAUAAAUUUUUGGCUUUACACACACACAAAUGUUUUUCUCCGUCAUUCUUAUCCUAUUUUAGUUUUUUUUUACUAAUAAACUCUUAAAAUACA
Molecule: messenger RNA, 1751 nt
Organism: Ostrinia nubilalis (European corn borer)
Lineage: Eukaryota; Metazoa; Arthropoda; Insecta; Lepidoptera; Crambidae
Gene: CHMP2B
Product: charged multivesicular body protein 2b
Exons: 6
Coding region: 163-795 (210 amino acids)
Biological process (GO): late endosome to vacuole transport; endosome transport via multivesicular body sorting pathway; protein transport
Cellular component (GO): ESCRT III complex; multivesicular body
Source: RefSeq, a predicted model, not a curated record